GUCCCGCCCCCCGGAUCUCCGGCUUCCGGCAACUUGAAAGGGCACGAACGUAAGCCGAACAACUGAGUCCGGAGCCUUCCCGGGACCCGCUGGACUCCGAGGCCCCCGAGAUGAGAAAACUGAGGCCCCGAGGAGCCCACAGUCACACAGCGAGGAGAAGCAGAAUCGGGAAUCAAACCCAGACCUCUGCACAUUUUCUUCUUACUAAUUGGGAGAAGACCCACUGGCUGAAUGGCAGCUGUAGAUGACUUGCAGUUUGAAGAAUUCGGUGAUGCAGCCACUUCAGCAGCAAACCCCGGUGCCACUAUGAUACACAUCGAGGGUCCUAGUGAGAGCCCGACACACCAACCAGGACUCCCCAGAGGCUCAGGGGGUGAAGAGGACGAUGACUUGCUGGGGAACGAUGACUCUGACAAAACUGAGUUACUUGCUGGACAGAAGAAAAGCUCCCCCUUCUGGACAUUUGAAUACUAUCAAACAUUCUUUGACGUAGACACUUACCAGGUCUUUGACAGGAUAAAAGGGUCUCUUUUGCCGAUACCAGGGAAAAACUUCGUGCGGCUGUAUAUCCGCAGCAAUCCUGAUCUUUAUGGCCCCUUUUGGAUCUGUGCCACACUGGUUUUUGCCAUAGCAAUUAGUGGGAAUCUUUCCAACUUCUUAAUCCAUCUGGGAGAGAAGACAUACCAUUAUGUGCCUGAAUUCCGAAAAGUGUCCAUAGCGGCCACCAUCAUCUAUGCCUACGCCUGGCUGGUUCCUCUGGCACUCUGGGGUUUCCUCAUGUGGAGAAACAGCAAAGUUAUGAACAUCGUUUCCUAUUCGUUUUUGGAGAUUGUGUGCGUCUAUGGAUAUUCGCUCUUCAUUUAUAUCCCCACAGCAGUACUGUGGAUCAUCCCCCAGAAGGCUGUUCGGUGGAUUCUAGUCAUGAUUGCCCUGGGGAUCUCAGGCUCUGUCUUGGCAAUGACGUUCUGGCCAGCUGUUCGUGAGGAUAACCGGCGCAUCGCCCUGGCCACAAUUGUGACAAUUGUGUUCCUUCACACGCUGCUUUCUGUGGGCUGCUUGGCAUACUUUUUUGAUGCGCCAGAGAUGGACCACCUCCCAACAGCUACAGUUGCUCCAAACCAAACAGUUGCGGCAGCCAAGUAGCUGAAGAGGAAAUUCUCUUUUCUGGUUUUUGAAGUGUGGUUCUUUGGGACAUGGCAUCUACUGCAGGGAAGCAAGCCAGCGGGAAAACUGAUGGCAUGGCCCACCCUCCGGCAGCUGUAAGGUGCCACGCUGAAGUCUCAUCACCCAAUUUAACAAACAGUAACUAAAUGUUGUUCAGUCCAUGUGUCUUUCGGCUCUUCUUUCUCACCUGUCAGUUAUCGUUGUAACUAUGCACCGAUUUAGGACAAAAUACAAGGGAACGUGGGAGGUGUGCCUGCCAUCUGCCUCUCGCUGUCCUGGGAUGCCCUUAACAUGUGAAAUGGAUCCAUCCUAACGUCUGUUGACUUUCUUCGGAAUUGUAUACAGAUGAUCCUCUAAGGUGAUCCUCUUCUCUCCAGUGCUUGCCAUCGUAAACUGACCGAACUGUAUGAACUUUGGUUUGGAUUCAUUGGGAGCCUGAACAAUUUGUCUAUGGUGACUUGACACUGGGCAACCAAACCUGAUUGUUGCAAAAUAAAUACCUCAUAGAAUGUCUGUCUGCA
Enhydra lutris kenyoni (northern sea otter) is the source of this 1685-nucleotide messenger RNA. Its product is annotated as Yip1 domain family member 1. Gene Ontology annotation, biological process: vesicle-mediated transport. The record is from RefSeq and is a predicted model, not a curated record. Bases 232 to 1143 code for a protein of 303 amino acids. The transcript has 11 exons. NCBI's taxonomy places the organism in Eukaryota, Metazoa, Chordata, Mammalia, Carnivora, Mustelidae. Gene Ontology annotation, cellular component: membrane; Golgi apparatus. Gene Ontology annotation, molecular function: small GTPase binding.